CAUUAUCCAUGUUUGGAACAACGGUUGGUCUGUAUGGGAUACCCUGGUGUAAGAAAUCCCUGCUGCUAACUGUCUUGAUGUCAGUUAUUGGAGCUUCCAUGGGAAUUCUAGACACAGGUGGCAAUGUACUGGCACUGAACACAUGGGGAGCAGAGGCUGGGCCUCAUAUGCAGGCCUUGCACUUCAGUUUUGCUGUCGGUGCUUUUGUGGCUCCAAUCCUGGCUAAAAUGGCUCUGGGAGGCUCUGACUCUAGAGACUUUGCAGUCGCUGAAAAGACAAACCAGUCUGUGCUGAGGUCUGUGCCGACAACAUCGGCUGCAUCAGCUGUGUCAGUGCUGAAACACCAUCUUGGUGCAGAUUUUCUGUGGUCCUAUGUUGUCAUAGGCACCUAUCUUCUGUUAGUCUCUUUCUUCUUUUUUAUUUUGUAUUCAAAGAGCAGCUCAGCUCGGGACAAAUCCAAGGCCUCCCUGCAGAAGUGCGUGUUUGCCAAAUACCACUCUGCACUUAUCAGUCUCCUGUUCGUGUUCUUCUUCUGCUAUGUGGGAGCAGAGGUCACAUACGGCUCCUACAUAUUUACUUACGCAAAAGUCUUUGCCGAGAUGAAAGAAAACGAAGCAGCUGCUUUGAAUUCCGUCUUCUGGGGCACGUUUGCCGCUUGCAGAGGAGUGGCGAUAUUCUGUGCUGCUUGCUUGUACCCUGGCACCAUGAUCGUGCUGAGUAUCGUAGGCUCUGCUGUCUCCUCUUCGUGCUUGGCCUUCUUUGCGAGGUCCCCAGCCUUGCUCUGGGUUGGAACUGCUGUGUAUGGAGCGUCAAUGGCCACCAUCUUUCCCAGCGGCAUUUCCUGGAUAGAACAGUACACAGUGGUGCAGGGGAAAUCAGCUUCUCUGUUCGUGAUUGGCGCCGCACUGGGCGAGAUGUGCAUCCCUGCUGUGGUGGGCUAUCUUCAGGGCAGGUUUCACCACGUCCCUGUGGUUAUGUACACUGCCUUGGUAACGUCUGCAGCCACCGUGGUGCUCUUCCCUCUCAUGUACAAAUUGGCCAACUCUCCCAGAGAGAGCAGCUUAAAAGAAAGGAGUGAGAGCGAGGACCGGAAAGCUUUGUUGUCAAACGUGGGGCUUAAUGAGGAUGAAGAAGAUGAGGAGGAUGUGGGGGAGUGGAAUGAAGCAGACUUUGAGGUAAUAGAAAUGAAUGACACACUGAGAAACUCUGUGAUAGAGACCUCCCGUAAAAUACCAGGGGACUCUCCAGCCAAAGUCUCUCUCCAGCCCCAGCUGGACAAUGUGUUGUGUGAUCCUCCGGUGGUUGCUGGUGGCUCCCCUGGGAGGAAAAAUGUGAACACUGACCGGGAGAAGAACGACUGA
Nestor notabilis (Kea) is the source of this 1361-nucleotide messenger RNA. It is a transcript of the gene SLC60A2, whose product is annotated as KIAA1919 ortholog. Gene Ontology annotation, biological process: transmembrane transport. The annotation marks the transcript as partial. The record is from RefSeq and is a predicted model, not a curated record. The transcript is spliced from 2 exons. NCBI's taxonomy places the organism in Eukaryota, Metazoa, Chordata, Aves, Psittaciformes, Psittacidae.